Auanema sp. JU1783 is the source of this 846-nucleotide messenger RNA. NCBI's taxonomy places the organism in Eukaryota, Metazoa, Nematoda, Chromadorea, Rhabditida, Rhabditidae. The record is from the annotation of a GenBank genome assembly.
AUGGCUUUUGAAUUGAUUAGGGCAGAGGAGACCGAUGGUCAACUGAAUCCAAUUACAGCAGUUUGCAUAGUAUCUGAUAAAAAUAAAGCUCCCAAAGGAUUUUCACCGAUACUGCGAACGACCGAUGAUAAUGCUGACGCUGAUAUUUGGAGAGAAAGUUCUUUUUCUAUCUUUGCCAGACCUACUAGAUAUAUUGCUUAUAGUAGAGAUGUUCCAGAACAAUGUUUGAAUGGUCCCGCCAUUUCUGUGAUAACUGAUUUGACUGUAGUCAAGGAAACGGAGCCAGUACCUCAUGGAUACGUUCCCAUAGAUUAUACGGCAGAUUCAAGAGAAAAGGCACUGAGAAAGAAAUUUUUAUGCUUGAAGUCGGAGCCCCGAGAUGCUGUUGUCGAUGCAGUAGGCGAGAUUUGUAUAUUAGGAAAAACGAAAAAAACUCCGAAGGGAUAUAGCUGCGCAGGUGAAAUCGACGGAGCCCUCAUUGUAUUUAAAGUGGUUGUGAUCCCUCAAACGUUCGGAAUGAAGCAUAGCGCAAGUGCGCAAAGUCUACCACCAGCAAGAUCUGCACCUGCACCUCCUGGAUUGAUGCCUUUAUACCCAUCAUUACAACCAUCCAAUUCUGCUUCAGACAUCGAAAAAGUAAACGCAUUUACAAUAAAGAACCCUUCAUUCGUGAAACCUAAAGGAGUGGAUGGAGUUCCCUUCAAGCUGCAUCCGUCUGUGACGACGGGAGCUACAAAACAAGACGAUAACUUGCCUCAAAUAGGGUUCGAUAUUCAAUUGCUUAAUACCGAUGCAUUUCAUUACUCUUUUGCUCUCGAGCAAGACACUUUGGAUCAAAUAAAGUGA